UGUUGUUUUUUGUACUGACGACGACGCCUAGCUACCGCGUAGACGCACGCCGUAGGCCUAAUGCAUACUUAAUACCAUGAAGAAAUAAACUGAACUGACGUUUGAACUUAAAUAUGGUGUACAUAUUUAUUGCCCACCCUGUGCAGAAAGUCCGUCUAGACACUUACAUACACGUACAGCUAGGUACAGAGUUAAAAAAAACUAUUUGUGCAAGAACAAGUUUCAUACAAUGUUGGAAAAAGUGUCAUUUGUGAUAGUUAUUGUUGCAGCUUAUUUAUAUUUCACAAAGGAAAAACCAGAUAUCAAUUCGUUGAUACAGGAUGACCUGGACGAAGAAUAUGACUACAUUGUUGUUGGAGGGGGGUCGGCAGGUUCUGUCAUAGCCAGUAGAUUGUCAGAAGACCCGAGCUCAAAAGUGUUGCUCCUUGAAGCUGGUGAAGCAACGUAUCCUGCUACGGCAAUGCCUGUGGAUGCCAAACAUAACCAAAGAACAAAGAUAGAUUGGCAAUACAAGUCAGUGCCACAGAAACAUUGCUGCAAGGGAUUAAAGAAUUCGGAAAGUCUAUGGACGCGUGGCAAGGUGCUUGGGGGAUGCAGUGCCCAUAACUACAUGCAAUACACACGUGGGAGUAAAUAUGACUAUGACACUUGGGCAGAGUUGGGAAAUAAAGGAUGGAGCUACCGGGAUUUGCUGCCCUAUUUCAAGAAAUCUCAGACACAACUUGACCCAACAUUAUCAAAAUCAAAAUACCAUGGUGAUUCGGGACCUCUACAGGUGUCUGCUGUUGAAAGAUAUGAAAAUCUACAGUAUGUUUAUGAUGCAGCGGUUGAAGCUGGGUUGAAGACUACAGAGGAUUAUAAUGGAGAAGACCAAAUGGGAUGGUGCUUUGCUCAAACUACCAUAGACAGUAGUGGAGAGAGGUCCAGCACUGCUGCUGCAUUCUUAUACCCAGUAAUGAACAGGGACAAUCUGCAUGUUGCAACAAAUGCACAUGUUACAAAUGUACUUCUCGAGGGAAAGAAAGCAGUGGGCGUGUCUUAUGUGAGAGACUUGGUCAAGAAAAGUGUAAAGGCAAGAAAGGAAGUUAUUCUAUCAGGGGGUGCCAUUGGAUCACCUCACAUUCUCUUGCUAUCAGGAAUAGGACCAAAACAACACCUUAAGGAUAUAGGAAUUCCUGUAGUUGCUGAUCUUCCAGUAGGGGAGAACUUACAAGAUCAUCCAACAGUUGAUCCCAUUACAUUCUUCACUAAGGCACAUGGUAUAACAGAGAAUGAAGCUCUUUCAUGGUGGGAGAGAACAAGAUAUAACUAUUUUGGAACAGGAAUGUCAAAGAAUCCUUUGCUGAACCUAAUGAACUUCAUGAGGUCCCCUCACCAGCCUGACUACCACAGGUACCCAUACAUCCAAUUUCAUACAUUGACUUAUCUAUGGGGGAGCGACGAAGGUGAGGAUUAUCAAAAAGGAAACAUUGGAUACACUGAUGAGGUGUGGAAUGCCUUAUACCCAGACAAACAGUUUGCUGGUAAAACAGGAACAAGUACAAUAAUCACGCUCCUUCAUCCUGCUACUAAUGGAACAAUUCGUCUUCGCAGUGCCGAUCCAUUUGACCAUCCUUUGAUUGAUCCAAAGUACCUUGAAGACCCCAUAGAUGUUAAACAUCUUGUUGCUGGAAUAAAAGUGAUGACAGAAACACUGCCAAAAACCAAAGCAUUUCAAAAAGGAGGGUUUGAACUGAACAAGAACCACCAUCCACUAUGCAAGCAAUAUGCCUUUGGCACUGAUGACUACUGGGCCUGCUACACAAGGGCAAACCUUUGGACUCUUUAUCAUCCAACCUCAACCUGUAAAAUGGGACCUGCUUCUGAUAAAACUUCCGUGGUUGAUGAUCAACUUAGAGUGAAAGGGAUUCAGAAUCUGAGAGUUGCCGAUGCAUCCAUUAUGCCAUUUGUCAUGUCGGGCAACACCAAUGCGCCAUCUAUUAUGAUAGGAGAAAAGGCUGCAGAUUUAAUUAGAGGAAAAACAACAGUUUAAAAGAUGAAAUUUUACAGACUGAAAAUCACAUUUCUUUAAUGUUUUUGGAAACAAAUUAUUCUAAAACAAUUACACCAUAUUGCAUUGUUCUUGGGUGUUCUAGGACAUGUAUUUUUUAAUUUGAAGGUGUGAUUUGAUAUGCUUUUAUUUACCAUUGGUCAG
Owenia fusiformis is the source of this 2194-nucleotide messenger RNA. NCBI's taxonomy places the organism in Eukaryota, Metazoa, Annelida, Polychaeta, Sabellida, Oweniidae. The record is from the annotation of a GenBank genome assembly.